GCGGCAACACUCUUUAAAUAAUGAAGCGCCGAUGCGUUCUCUCGGAAAAGCCAAAAGAGAAUGAAUCAGCGAACAACAUUAUUUUGUGUGGGGCGGACUAACUAGCCUCUUUUCAUACCUUGCUAACGCCAGUGCUGGAGUGCCAUUAGAGUACAUCGGUGGAGCCAUGCAGCUUCAGUCCGCCUCCAACUGCAAGGUUUCGGGUUUCAUUCUAGCGGAGAGAUGUACCUUGGCAUCCAAGAUGGAAAUCCAUCGCGAGCAGAGCAUUUGCCAGGCCAGAGCCGCUGUCAUGGUGUAUGACGACGCCAAUAAGAAGUGGGUGCCUGCAGGAGGUUCGACCGGCUUCAGCAGGGUUCACAUUUAUCACCACACGGGAAACAAUGCCUUCCGGGUGGUGGGUCGCAAAAUUCAAGACCAUCAGGUGGUAAUAAACUGUGCCAUUCCCAAGGGGCUAAAAUAUAACCAGGCCACACAGACCUUCCACCAGUGGCGGGAUGCGCGGCAAGUGUAUGGCCUCAACUUUGGAAGCAAGGAGGACGCCAACGUGUUCGCCAGUGCCAUGAUGCACGCCCUGGAGGUCUUGAACUCUCAGGAUUCCGGUCCUACAUUGCCUCGACAAAGCCCUCAGGUUCAGAAUGGCCCUUCAGCAGAAGAUGUGGAGAUGCAGAAAAGGCAGCUGCAGGAGCUUCAGCGCCAGAAGGAGCAAGAGCGGGAGCGAGAGCGGGAACGCCAGGAGCGUGAGACCGCACUGGAGCGCGAGCGACAGGAGAACGAGCGGCAAGAAAGGGAACGUUUGGAGCGCGAGAGGCUGGAAAGGGAACAGGAGGAGCGGGAGAGGAUGGAGCAAGAGCAGCGUCUGGAGCAAGAGCGCCAGGAGCGCGAGCGCCAGGAGAGGGAGCAGCGUGAGCGGCUGGAGAAGGACAAGGCGGAGGCGGAGAAGCAGGAGAGGGAGCAAGAGCACUCCUCCGACAAAGAGCAGGCGGACUGGGAACGAGGCCGACGCGUCUCCAGUGCUGCAUUUGAAAGCACCCUCUACACUCCCCCGGCCCCUGAUCACUCCAAAACCACCUGCACCUCCUCGCCUGUCUCGCCCUCCAAUCCAAGCUGUCCCGGCUCCUCCGCACCCUUCACCUCCUGUUCCACUCCCCCCACCCCUCCCCUGCGCCACUCGGCCUCCCGUUUCGCCACCUCCCUGGGCUCCGCAUUCCACCCAGUCUUGCCACAUUAUGCCACCGUACCCCGCAAGCAGCCAGCCCUGGCCUCUUCUUCUCCCCAUACCACCACCACCACCACCACCACUACGCAUUCUCAACCACCCUCCGCCCCUCCUGCCCCCCUGCCAGCCACGCAAAAGUCCACGGUCUGGUCGGCCUCUAACUUCAGCCCGCUGCCCCCGUCGCCCCCGGUGAUGAUCAGCAGUCCUCCGGGGAAAGCCACGGGCCCACGUCCACUCAUUGCCAUUCCAGCCCCCAGCCCUCUCAUCCAGAAGCCCCCGUCGCCAUUGCCCGCCAUGCCAAAUGGCCAGAUAGCGUCACCAAAACGCUGCACGCCCUCGCCAAAGUUCCACGCGCCACCGUCACCGGUGUUGGCCCCGUCCCCACCGCUGGCCUCCUCCACUCCCCCUCCUCCCCCGCUCCCUCCCCCGUCUCCCUGCCUUCCGCCUCCAUCCCCCUCUUCCUCCUCCAUGCUCCAUGCCUCCUCACCUCAUGUGUCCUCUCCCUCACCCCUGCCUGCUGUUGUCCCCUCUCCUUCCGCAGCCUCUCCUGCCUCCGCUGAACUCUCUGUAAAUUCUGUUGUGCUUGGAGACUCCCGCUCCACUCCUCCUACUACAGACCUGUCGGCUUGUCUGCCUGCUGCUGAUGUCCCCUGUCAGCCGGAUGGAGCACAGAGCGUUGGAGUACCGACACCCCCUCCUCCUCCACCCCUGCCUCCUGGCUCGAACGUGUCGUCCCCAGUCAUUGUCGGACCGCCGCCGCCCCCUCCCCCUCCCCCUCCUCCUCCUCCCCUGCCCCCAAUGUUAGCUUCUCCUGGGUCAGCACCCUUCCCUCCCACGCCCCCUACACCUCCUCCUCCCCCACCCCUGCCCAGCAGUCUGUUUGCAGCCUCCUCGCCCACCUCGGAGGACGGUCGGCCCAUUUCGGGCUUGGCUGCUGCCCUCGCUGGGGCAAAAUUGCGGAAGGUGCCAAGGGGUGACGAGGUGUCUGGUGCCAGCCUUGGAGGAGCAGUGGCCGCAGUGGGUGGGGCUAAAGCGGACCCCACCAGGGGCAACGGGCCGCUCUCUGGAGGAGGCGGACUGAUGGAGGAGAUGAGCGCACUGCUGGCUAGACGGAGAAAAAUUGCAGAAAAAGGAUCAUCACCUGAGCCAGAGCAAAGAAGUGAUGAAGCAGAGACGGCAGCUCCCAAAGUACCUCCUCUAUGUAGCACUCCAGAACUAACACGAAAACCUUGGGACAGGACAAACACUAUGAAUGGCAGCAAAUCGCCAGUUAUAGGAAGACCGAAGACUACACCCGCGGGAUUAUACGGCACGAACGGGGUGUUCACAGAAGUUGACUACGACAGAUUGAAGCAGGAUAUUUUAGAAGAAAUGAGGAAGGAACUUUCCAGACUUAAAGAAGAGUUAAUUGAUGCAAUCCGAGAGGAGCUGGGCAAAACAAAUUCUGCGUAGAAAAUUCCCCCAAGGCAUAACAUUUUCAUUUGCCUAACGUGUGUAAUCUAUUAUGAUGUAAUUUGAAAGUGACAAAAAGAAGCAACAGAUCUAAACGUUGGGAUUUUAACAGCUUGUGAUAUUGAUAUCAUAUUAAUGGAAGACUCUGGGAGAGCGGCAAGUGGACUGUGUGGGGGUGUUGAAUCUGAUGCCUUUGUACACCUCUACUUCCCCUUGGAGCAUGGAGCAAGUGUUUUACAGCAAGGGAUUUGUCAUGUGGAACUGAACAGUGCGGAGGAUAACUGGAAAUACCUAAGUCACGAGGAAAUGACGGUGCAUUGACAAGUGAGGUGUUGCUGUUAUGCAGACAGCCAUCAGGCAUUGAGACUAAUGAGGUAUGAGGCGUACAGUUGGAAAUCAGAAGUGACACAACAAGCGGGAUACUGACUAUGGGUAAAAAAGGAAGAGCUUGGUGGACCAAGUCGGUUAAAAUAAAGCCUUGCCAUCUUGGGUGAUAGUUGACUGGUUGUUAGUUGAGCUGCUAGGACUGGUAAAGCUCGUCUUCCUGAAAUAGUAUUUUGACAUGGAUUUAACAAUCACUGAAACUCGGGAAAAAUAAUGAGUUACCUAUGUCACAAAUCAUGGUCAUAUUAGGUAGCUUCACCACCUCAUUAUUAAACGAUGCCGUGUCUUUACGAGAUAUUUAUGAAUGCUCAACAUCUGAAGUAAUGGAUUUGACAUUGUAGCUCUUCCCAUGUUUCUUAUUUGUUUCUUUCUUUCUUUCUUUUGUUUGUUUUUUGAUAACUGAUGGGAUAUUUACAAGGGACAAUGCCUUUCUACUGUCAAUCAGCGUAGCUCUUUAACCAAAAUCAAGAGUAAUGGGUUCUCAACAUAACCACACAUCUAUGGAUAGGGCUCUCGGGAGUUAUCUUUUGUAUCAGAAAAUAUCUUUUUUUUAACCUGUCAGAAUUAAUGCAUGUCAUAUUUUACUUUUUGUGAAGGAGCGGCGUCCAUUACGUUCAUGUUGUCAGUUCGAAAGCAAUAAGUGUAGCAUUAUUUUGUUCUGUUUUUUCCCUCAGUCUAAACCAAGAUAACUUAAUCUACUAAUAUGUAUUUUUUAUUUUGUUCUCUUUAGUUUCCGAGGAAGCUCAUUUCUAUAAAGCCCUAAUGAAACUACAAUGACUAAAUCCUAUUGUUCUAGCCUCACCUGUGUCAACUGGUAAUGCCCUUUCUGAGUACCACAUCAGUGCAAUGAGAUGUAACUGUCAGAGAUGUAGGCUGCAUGUUUUGUGCCAUUUUUGUUCAGUGUCUGUGAUUUAUUUUUAAUUAUUAUUACUAUCUUUAUGCAUCUAUUUUUUUUCACCUUAUAAACAGGCACACAUACUUUCUGCUUUCAACUGAGCUGUGCUAACAGGAGAUGGCAAACUCCUGUUAGAAGUAAAACAUGUUCAUGUAAUAUUUACAUAAACAAUUCUCAGUGAUUAAACGAAAUACCUGGUGACUGUUAUCACUCAGUUACUUGGCCUCUAAGUCACUGGUGUAGGACAGGAAAAUAAAUACCAAUUUUAGGGGUAAACGAGCACAUAAUCUCAGCAAUGCAAAUUGCGAUAUCCUUAAUUUUGGUUCAAUGCCUUCAUUCUUGCUUUUGCAGUGAUCAAUGUCACGGUCACCCUUGUUUAAUGAAUCGCAUCAUCGCAUAGGUACUGUAGUGCUCCCUAAAAAUGAUCAAUCUCCGUUGCUGUCCCUUUCCUGAAACAGUAUUUUAAAUCAAGAAAGUUGUAGGAAGAGUGUUUACAGCAUUGAUUGCACUUUAAUAGGCUUAGGAAUUCAUCGUGCUACUGCUAGUAUUUCAAGACACCAUUGCCCUUACUGGUUAGCUCACAAAGGUCUCUCAGCAGUAGUCGUGCUGUUGCAUAAACAAUUAUUGACAGUGUUAGCAGUUAACAAAACUUACAACCCCUUCUUGCACAUCAAGAUAUGUUCAGCAAGAGAACAAAAAUAUAGAAGAAACUGAGUGUACUUAACUUCAACCAUUAUAACAUUCUUUGAUUAUUGAUAUGAUUUUACAAUCAUAGAUGAUCUUUAUGAUAAGACGGCACAGCCCGGUGAGGAAUGAAGAAUGAUGUCCAACAGUAGAUAUAUUGAUAUAUUAUAGAGAUAUUAUCUCUUCUAUUUACUUAGUAGAUUCACUCAAAAACUGAUAUGGGUUGUUUGGGUCACAUAAAAGUACCAAAGGAAUUUCAUGUUUAUAAAAAAGUUUUCUGAACCAGUUAUUUUCAAAAAAAAUAUUUCCCCCCCUAAAAAGUAUAUCUCCUCUGAGCCAACUACGAAAUAUCAUUACAGAAGAACAUGUAUAGCAUUUAUUUUGGAAAUAUUUAAAUUCACAUAGAUUGACACAUGAAUGGAUCUGUGAUUUCCCUGGUUUGUGCCUUGUUCUGAAGUUCAUGUUCAAAAAUGAUUUUAAAAAUGACUUACCGUAUUUCUUUGUCCACACUCACACACACACACAAACACACACACACACACACACACACACACACACACACACACACUCUAUCAAAUGGAUUUUUUGAUUUUACAUAUUUAAAAAAUAAAUACGUUUUGGUUUGCUUGA
Engraulis encrasicolus (European anchovy) is the source of this 5261-nucleotide messenger RNA. It is a transcript of the gene enah, whose product is annotated as ENAH actin regulator. Gene Ontology annotation, molecular function: profilin binding; SH3 domain binding. NCBI's taxonomy places the organism in Eukaryota, Metazoa, Chordata, Actinopteri, Clupeiformes, Engraulidae. Gene Ontology annotation, biological process: actin polymerization-dependent cell motility; actin polymerization or depolymerization; axon guidance. The coding region runs from base 167 to 2668 and encodes 833 amino acids. The transcript has 14 exons. The record is from RefSeq and is a predicted model, not a curated record.